UUUUUAUUGAUGUUUUAACUUUAAACCAGAAGUCAUUUGAGAGGGAACAUGAUUGGAUGAGCUAUUUGUUGUGUACAAUACUUUGUCAUAUGUUUCUUUUGAUGCUUGUUGUGGCUUUGAAGCACUGACAAACUCCCUCUAUGAAAAGAAAAAAUCAUGAGUGGUGGCAACUGGGUCCCAUAAGGAUUAUAACAGUGAUAAACUAGGCAUCUUUUAUUGUGACCCUAAGAGCAUUGCAUUUUUACAGUGUGUUGUUGUAUUUGGAUGUAUGAAAUUUUCAUUUCCUUAUAAAUCUAAAAACAUAAUUUCUUAGAAUAAUACAAUUUAGAGUGGAUUUUGCUCAGAAUCAUCAUACUCAAGUUUCUCACCUGUCAGGUUAUUACAGUCCUAUGAGACAUUAUAUACAUUGAGAGUUAAAUUUUAAACAAUCCUUACUAAUGAAGAGCUCUAUUGUGUUAAUAUUGAACUUGUGGUAGGGGUUGAUUUUCCAUCAGGGCGCUGCUGAUCGACCAACAUUCUGCCACUUCCUUUUCUCCAAACACUUGGUAGAACAUUAACCAGCGUGUCUCCAUUGGGGUGUCUCUGUGCACAUUAAUGGCUCCGUAUCUGUUUUGUGCAACCACAAGUGUGUGCAUGUGUGUUUUUUUUAAGUGUGUGUGAGCAGUGAGAGCACACAGAGAUGGGUGGAGGGGGGCUAUAAAGCCUCAACUAUAGCAACAUCCAUAUCAUCAGAAACAGGACAGGCUCAGCAGACAGGAUCAUCCAGUAGAUACAGAAAACUAGACAGAGCUUUUUAAAGAAACAACUAAACCAAAGAGGUGUGAGAAAUAUUACUAGGAGUUGUUGGGAAGUUGAAGUCGGAGGCAAUACAUCGGACUAACACUCAGCCAGAAAAGCACAGGUGGUAUCUCAUAUUCUAACAUCUGACCAACUCGGAGUGGACAAACUGAGCCAGAUCAAAGUCCAAACUUCUAUUUUAGAACUGAUACAUCAUUGUCCUGUCAGUUUGAGAUAAUUCAGUUGAAAUACCAGUGUAGGUAGAGUUCUGAAGCCCACAGUAUUUUGUAGUUUUUACUACUAGAGGCAGUUGAAGCAUCCGUGGAAGAAUGUGUUCAGGCAAUUUUGCCAGGUGUCUGGGGAUCACUCUGAUGCCUCUGUCAAUUGUAUGUGUGCUGUGCAACAUCCUGCUCUUCUUUCCCGGUGGAAAGUCUGUGGAGAGUGAACACAUCACAGAGCAGGUCUGGUACUUUGGAGGCAUUCUGGGAUCUGGAGUAUUGAUGAUCUUCCCAGCUCUGGUCUUUCUUGGUCUGAAAAACAAUGACUGCUGCGGUUGCUGUGGCAAUGAAAGCUGUGGGCGGAGAUUUGCGAUGCUGAGCUCUAUACUAUUUGCAGCAGUGGGCGUUUUGGGUGCGGGUUACUCGGUUAUAGUUUCGGCCGUGGCCAUCAACAGUGGACCCAAGUGUCUGUUUUACACGAAUGGCACAGAAACAUGGGGCCAGCCCUUCUCAAAUGGAGAUUACCUGGCCAACAAUACUGUCCAGUCGCUGUGUUUAGAGCCGGACAAGGUGGUGUCCUGGCAUCUGGGUCUGUUCUCUGUGCUGCUGGUCAUGGGUUUGAUCCAGAUGGUGCUGUGUGCUGUGCAGGUGGUGAAUGGCCUGCUGGGAGCUCUGUGUGGAGACUGCUGUGGCUGCUGUGGAGAGAAUGGAGCUGUCUGAGCGUUUCCUGCAGCUAUGAGAGUCUGAAGGCAGCUGUUUUCCCUGUAUUUACUCUGUUUUUAGAGGAUGGAAAUAGUUUAUGGCUUUUUCUACUAUAUACUGUAGCAAUGUGAGCUCAAUGAUUACAGCACCUGUGAAAUGACAGAGCUCUCAUUUAAAAAGUUUACCAUUUACUCUCUUGCAUUAAAUCAGUAAAUAAAGGUGGUCUUAUUUCCAAGAUAUAGAUGAAAAACAAAUAUGACCACAAGAAAGGAUUCCUUUAAAUAUAGUUUUUUAAAUAAUCAAACAAACAUAUAUAGAGAAAUAAACAUUGCCUCCUCAUUAAGAUGUCUUUCUCUUUUGUCACAUGACGUCCCCAUUUUAGUUUUGUUUGCUGCAAGACUUCAGCACAGCUGGUAUCCAUGGCUAUAUAAAGUGUGUCAUAAUGUCUUUCCACAACAAACUCCUUGGUGUCUCAGUCCGUGAUGUUGUGCCACAGAUAAAUGUUAUACACUGACAUUAUUUGUUAGACUACUCAUUAUGAGCAUUGACGUAACUAUCACUGGGAUUUAGCACUUCUAUUUUAUGCACACAUACAAAUGUAGGCCU
This is a messenger RNA of Monopterus albus (swamp eel), 2303 nucleotides long. It is a transcript of the gene tm4sf4, whose product is annotated as transmembrane 4 L six family member 4. The record is from RefSeq and is a predicted model, not a curated record. Lineage: Eukaryota; Metazoa; Chordata; Actinopteri; Synbranchiformes; Synbranchidae. Bases 1107 to 1715 code for a protein of 202 amino acids. Gene Ontology annotation, cellular component: membrane. The transcript has 5 exons.